GGUCAUUGGUGUACGCGUGACGAUGGGCGGGGCCAAGCAAGUGACACACGGCAUACAGAAAACUUUGAGCAACAUGCUAACUUUGGAUCUGUAAGGCUAUAUUACUAGCUUGACGCGGCAUGUCAGAAUUGCUCGAAAAGAUGCAAUGCAGAGCAGAGGACGAGGGAGACCUCUGCAGACUGGCGAGGGCGAGUUCACUGCUGUUGAACAGAAAAAAUGAAAUCAGCGCGCGGCUGCAACAGUUUGUGGAGGAAAGGAUGCAGACCACCAUGCUCACCGGUGUGCUGAUUGGAGCAGCAGUCGCCGUCUCACUGAUCGGUAUUGUGGUGCUUUUCCUUUACAGGAGAUUCAAGCUCGCUCGUGCAAAACAGCCGGGUGUACCUCAGUAUCGCUUCAGAAAACGAGAUAAAGUGCUUUUCUAUGGAAGGAAGAUAAUGCGAAAGGUCCAGACGCUGUCAUCGAUUCCUCCCAACUCUGCCUCAGUAGCGAAGCAACCGCAGCGCAUCCGCAAAAGAAGCAAAGUUCUAAACCUAGCUAGCAAAAUCCUAAGGAUCGGCAAAGAUCCUCCCACCCUGCAGCCUAAGGAACCCCCUUCCUCUCUGCUGGAGGCUGACCUAACAGAGUUUGAUGUGCAGAGCUCAAACAUGCCCUCCGAGGUCCUCUACAUGUUGAAGAAUGUCAGAGUCUUGGGUCACUUUGAGAAGCCCCUGUUCCUCGAGCUGUGUCGCCACAUGGUGUUUAUCGAACUGCAGGAGGGUGAAAGUCUUUUCCAGCCAGGAGACAAUGACGAUAGCAUUUUCGUGGUCCAGGAUGGACGACUCGAGCUCUGCAUCCACGAGAAGGAUGGCACUGAACCCGUGGUGAAGGACGUGCUCGCAGGGGAUAGCGUCCACAGCUUGCUCAGUAUUUUGGACAUCAUCACUGGUUAUCCGGCUCCAUAUAAGACCGUGUGUGCACGGGCUGCAACUCGCGCAACCAUCUUACGUUUACCCGCAUCUGCCUUUGAGUCCGUGUUCGAGAAGUACCCAGAGACACUUGUUCGCGUCAUUCAGAUAAUCAUGGUGCGCCUCCAAAGAGUCACCUUCUUGGCGCUGCAUGACUAUCUGGGCCUAACGACGGAGCUCUUCAAUCCGGAGUCUUGGGCGGUGCCCUUGUCCAACAUAAACAGUGUGAUGGCCGAUGGGACCACUGUGAAGACGACUCGUCGCUUGUACUUCCAGGACGAGUUACCGACCGGGUUAACGGAGAGCUCCUCAGAGACAGAUGGCGUAAACGACAGUCCUUCAAGCAGCCGCAGGAAGCUGCGUUCCACCUCGAUGCCCACCGACUGUUCAGGUAAUGACCUGAACAUGGCUCGUGAGCGAGCUCGAGUCGCUAUGGAUGAAGCUUCAAGUCCUGUGACUCCCAAAUCAAGUCUGAAGAAAAGCGUGACAGUGCAGCAAAUCCCCACCGAAGUGUUUCACUGCACCGACAGCGGGGAGCACUCUGAUUCCACCAACUGCAAUAAGAGUGGCGCAAUCCUCCAGGCCGCUAAGAAGGACCUGCUAGGAAUCAUCCAGCUGCAGAACCCCAGCCUGCUAGAUGGCAGAGUGACCCUCCGUCAGGUCAAAGCUGGCGCUGUGGUGGCUUGUCAGGGAGACCAGGAGGUGAGCAUCCAGUUUGUGAUCUCCGGCCUCCUCCACGUUUACCAACGGAUGAUCGACCGCGAAAAAGAGACGCGUCUGUUUGUGACGCACCCCGGAGAGCUGGUCGGUCAACUUGCCGUUCUGACCGGAGAGCCCCUCAUAUUCACUGUUCGAGCCCUGCGCGACUGCAGCUUCCUCUCCAUUUCCAAAACCCACUUCUAUGAAAUAAUGCGCGUGGAGCCAAAGGUUGUGCUGAAUGUUGCUCACACCGUGGUGAGAAGGAUGUCGUCCUUCGUCAGACAGAUAGACUUUGCUCUCGACUGGAUGGCUGUGGAGGCGGGCAGAGCCGUCUACAGGCAAGGAGAGAAAUCCGACAGCACUUUCAUAGUGCUGAGUGGUCGACUGCGCUCUGUAAUCCUGAAGGAAGACGGGAAGAAGGAGCUCAUAGGAGAGUACGGACGCGGCGACCUCAUUGGAGUGGUAGAGACCCUAACCCAUCAGAACAGAGCCACCACAGUGCAUGCUGUACGGGACUCUGAGCUGGCAAAGUUACCAGAAGGAGCUCUCAGCUCCAUCAAGAGAAAAUUCCCACAGGUUGUCACCAGGUUGAUCCACUUACUGGGACAGAAGAUCCUGCAGCAGGUCAACGGUCCUCUGACAGCUCGCAGUUUGGCCCUCCACACUCCUGGCAGUAAGUGGGAUGUAGGGAGCCAGGCCUCCAAUCUUUCCACUGUGACAGUCCUGCCGGUAUCAGAAGAAGUCCCUCUGACGGCCUUCACCCUGGAGCUGCAGCAUGCACUCAUAGCAAUUGGUCCUACUCUUCUGCUCACCAGCGACGUUAUCAAACUGCGGCUUGGAGCUGCAGCACUCGACAGUGUCCAUGAGUAUCGUCUGUCCAGCUGGCUGGGCCAGCAGGAAGACCUCCAUCGCAUCGUUCUUUACCAGACUGACUACACGCUGACCCCGUGGACACAGCGGUGCAUUCGUCAGGCUGACUGCAUCAUCAUUGUGGGAGUAGGGGACCAGGACCCUGCUGUUGGGGGGCUGGAGCGCAUGUUGGAAGGAAGUGCAGUGCGGGCCCAGAAGCAGCUUGUGCUUUUGCACAAAGAAGACGGCCCCCCACCCAAAGGAACUGUAGACUGGCUCAACAUGCGGAGCUGGAUCUCCAGACACCUCCACCUCUCGUGUCCCAGAAGGGUCUUCUCGAAGCGGAGUCUUCCCAAACUGUUGGAGCUGUAUCAACGUGUGUUUGAGAAGCCAGCAGACCGUCACUCCGACUUCUCGCGCCUGGCUCGAGUCCUUACAGGAAAUGUUAUUGCCCUCAUACUGGGAGGAGGAGGGGCCAGGGGCUGUUCCCAGGUGGGCAUAAUGCGAGCUCUCUGCGAAGCCGGCAUCCCAGUGGACCUUAUUGGUGGCACCUCUAUCGGUUCCCUGAUGGGGGCACUAUAUGCCGAGGACCGCAGCCACAGCCGCAUGAGGAUGAGGGCCAAAGAAUGGGCGAUGGAAAUGACAUCCGUGUUUAAGAAGUUCCUGGAUUUGACGUACCCAGUCACCUCCAUGUUCUCCGGUGCGGCCUUCAACUCCAGCAUUAGCAAUGUGUUCAAGAGCAAACAGAUUGAGGAUCUACGGAUUCCGUAUUUCAAUAUUACGACUGACAUCACUUCCUCUGCCAUGAGAGUACACACUGAUGGGUCUCUGUGGCGGUAUGUUCGUGCCAGCAUGUCGCUGUCUGGCUAUCUGCCUCCGCUCUGCGACCCCAAAGAUGGCCACCUGCUGAUGGACGGAGGCUACAUCAACAACCUGCCUGCUGAUGUGGCGCGCUCCAUGGGGGCCAAAGUGGUGAUCGCUAUUGACGUGGGCAGCCGGGAUGAAACCAACCUCACUAAUUACGGCGACUCGCUCUCCGGCUGGUGGCUGCUAUGGAAACGCCUCAACCCUCUAGCUGAGAAAGUAAAGGUGUUGAACAUGGCAGAGAUUCAGACUCGGCUGGCCUACGUGUGCUGUGUCAGGCAACUGGAGUCUGUGAAGAGCAGCGACUACUGCGAGUACAUCAGACCUCCAAUCGACAGAUACCGAACACUGGAGUUUGGCAAGUUUGAUGAGAUUGCUGAGGUGGGCUACCAGCACGGAAAGACUGUCUUUGACGUGUGGAUCCGCAGUGGAGUGGUGGACAAAAUGUUGAAAGACCGACACCAGGAGGAGUUCCACAACACCCAAAGCAAGAACAAUGUGGUCUCAUGUCCCAAUGCUUCCUUUACUGACCUGGCGGAAAUUGUGUCCCGCAUCGAGCCCGUCAAACCUGCUCUGGUGGAUGAGGAGUCUGACUACCACACUGACUAUGACGAGGAGGCAGUGGAGAGCGCUCUGUCUGACAUGGAGCUAUACAAUCGCCCCGGAGAGCACACUGAGGGGGAGGAGACUGCUGACACGGAUGAAGAGCUGGAAGGGAGACGUGCACAAGACACGGCCUCACUCUCCAGCAGCCGUCCCCUGACUCCCACAGUCUCCGACAGUCCGUCAAGCAGACAGCCCAUUAAGUGAAGACCAGUCUCAUGAGCUCAGUCCGAUCAGGUCUUCACAAUUCCACCUGCCCGUUUCGCCCAAUUCCGUCCCACAUGACUGAAAAAAAACUUAUCUGCUGCCCUUGAGCCUGUCAGAAUGACCGCAUUCACCACGCUGGCCUCGAUACACAGGAGGGCUGACAACAGGCGACACAGGCAGCGAGUGUGACAUUUCCUCAGAAAUCCAAACACUAUGCAUUCCUCUAAUCCAAGAGCAGCUGCAAAUCUGAUCAUUUAUUUCAGUGACAGCCAAGACUACCUUGUAACUUUACAUGACUCGCAACAGUCCAGUGCAAGAUAGAACAUUCUAUUCAAUGAAAUAUGUUAGAUUUAACCAGCUGAGAACUUUUGGUUGAUAACACUCCGACAGAUGAAGAGUUCCAGCUACGUUUCAGAUAGUUAGUCAGUUCAUUUCAAUUAGAAAACAACUUUUUCUCACUGUUAACUGUACAAAGUGGUUGUUUGGAAAUAUAUUCUGGAGACUUUUCCACACACAAUGUAUAAAGAUUACAAAACAUCUAAAGUUUGCCCUUUUCUUUUGAAAUUCAGAUACAAACACAAAUUAUCAACUUGACUAGAAACCACGACGGCCGUAGGAAAGGCGCUCAGUGGCUACUUCAACAGGUACAUCGGUACAGUCAAUUUUUACAAAUUCAUGUUGUACAGCCCAAAUUUGCGUAAGUGGGCUUUCGGUCUGUUGAAGAUGUGAGAAUUAAAUUAUAUUUAUUAGAGGUCACAGGUGUUGUUGUGCUGGACUACAUUAUAUUACGGGGUUUCUCUGUACAUACAAUACAGUCCAGGACAACAACACCACCACCACUCGGACAGUGUCAAGGGCACAACAGUUGUAUUGGCGCAGACCUGAAGAAGUGGCAUUGCACUUGAAAAAUCCCAAACUUUUUGUGUUUUUAACAUUCAGUCAUAAUCUACAUUUUAAAAUCCGAAAGGAAGCAAAACAAGCAGCACGCACUCCUGCCGCGGCUGUCGCGCAGCUUUCGGUGUGCCGGGGAGGGAAGGAAAGAUCGCAAUGCACUUCAAAGCGCUUGUUACCCGCUCAGCUGGCGAGAGAGCCCCCUCCCAUCUGUUAUCAGGACCGGAUUUAUCAGACAGACAGCGUGGAUCUGCUGGGAGAGCCCUGAAGCGCUUCUCGCGUCACUACAGCUGAGGCACAGGGACGUGUUGUAACAGAAGUUAUUUGGCUUGCACACGUUUUUAGUUUUUUUUUCCCUCUGAUUUGCAACUGGCAUCAACAUUAUCCGAUGCCAACAUAUAUUCAAAAAGGCAACUGCAGAUUGUAUUAUUUAACCCAAGUAUGUAAACGAGCUAGGCCCUAGGUGAUUUUAAACACAAGUUAUCUAGCCUUGUUUAAUCUGCCUGUGUCACUUUUAAUGAUUUUUGUCUCAACUUUAUUCACAACUAGAGCUGCAUAUUUUCAAUGUUAAUGUUCGAGUGAUCCAUCUUUUGGCCAAUUGUGUAAGGAAAAGUGAAAAAUUGAUUAAAAUUUCUUAGUGCCCAAUAACUAUCAGAGCCCCAGCAACAUUUGAGGAGUCUUUCAAAUGGUUUCAGGUAUAAUUUAUCAAAAUAUAUACAUUUAAAAACAAAACUUUUUAGGGUUGUUAUGCAAUUUCCUGUUGCUUGGAAGCCAACGCACAUUGAAAUGCAACAAGCCAAUUUAUCCGUCUGCCUCCAAUAAUAAGGAUAUCAAUGCGAAUUCUUUAAUGACAUUUUCUUUUCACUUGACAAAGCCCCCUGUGAGCCUCACAGUAUGAAGCUGUGAUCUCCGCUGAUACUGGUGCUACGGUUCAUGCUGCCUUACACGCGUACAGAGAGAAGAAACCCUGUGAUGCGCAUAUGGUGGUUUUUUUUAAAUGCAGAUGGAAUGUGGGAGCGAAGCAGACGUUCGUAGUUGACCGAUGAAGUAAUGGUGUUUUGUCGUACCUUUUGGGUGGUUUCCAAAAACCGAGCACAAUGAAUCAAUGUUGUCUGGCAGAAUGAAUGUUUUACUACUUUAUUAAAUGGGACAUGGUAAUGGAUGAAGUGCUGAUGUAAUGUGUGGAACUGUGCCAUAAAGUUAAUGUUACAAAGCCUUAGAUGACCCGUACGGGAGGGAAACACAGUGGAAUGAUGAAUGUUUACCGUUAAGCCUGCACUGUAUUGCAUCUACUUUUCUAUACUUCAAAGAGUUGUUGAUAAUCAAUAGUUACUAAUAAAAGUUUUUUUGUGUCUUUCA
This is a messenger RNA of Gasterosteus aculeatus aculeatus (three-spined stickleback), 6416 nucleotides long. RefSeq names its product patatin-like phospholipase domain containing 7a (gene pnpla7a). Gene Ontology annotation, cellular component: endoplasmic reticulum. Gene Ontology annotation, biological process: lipid metabolic process. The record is from RefSeq and is a predicted model, not a curated record. Gene Ontology annotation, molecular function: phosphatidylcholine lysophospholipase A1 activity. NCBI's taxonomy places the organism in Eukaryota, Metazoa, Chordata, Actinopteri, Perciformes, Gasterosteidae.